This is a messenger RNA of Drosophila elegans, 3547 nucleotides long. RefSeq lists its product as uncharacterized. The record is from RefSeq and is a predicted model, not a curated record. Gene Ontology annotation, cellular component: Cul4-RING E3 ubiquitin ligase complex. Bases 275 to 2962 code for a protein of 895 amino acids. NCBI's taxonomy places the organism in Eukaryota, Metazoa, Arthropoda, Insecta, Diptera, Drosophilidae. Gene Ontology annotation, biological process: protein ubiquitination. The transcript is spliced from 7 exons.
GCGAAAUCGAAAACGGUCACACCAAAACAGAAAUUUUUUAAUGCAAAAAUUCGGUUUAUUUAUAACGAAAAACCAAUGAUGCUGUAAUUUUGGGACCCCCAGGCAGUAAAUCAAGGGAGACGGAGUUCGAUGAGCACCACAGACGCCACUAGCCAGCCGAUGAGGAGGCACUAGGAGGCAGGAUACAGCCGCUUUUCGGCCGGAACGUGGUCCCUUUUUCCGGAGUCGAGGCAGUAGGAAGAAUAAAUUAAGUCUGAUUUUUAGCGAUUUGAAUAUGGAGACUGAGUACCAGAACUACGUGGAGUCGCUGUCGGGCGUGUCCUCGGACGAGGAUGACUUUUCCACGGUUGACAGCUCCGACGAGUCCUCGGAGGAGCCAGCUCCCACGCCAUCAUCCGGCCCAAGGACACGGAAUCUGGUGCAGAUGCUCUACGACAGGGAGCGCACUGGAUUCUUCUCAGGCUCCUCGCGGGCUGGCCAAAAGCAACAGCUUCCUUAUGACAGAGUGCCAAAUCGGUUGAAACUAUACCUCAAGGAUGUGCUGGCCAGCAGUUUGAUGGAGGGGCACAUUUUCAUGGGACUUACAUCCUGCGGCCAGUACAUGCUCAGCCAUCGAGUGGUGUGCAACGACAGCUCCUCGCUUAAUCACUACUCCUUCAACAUGGGCUACAAGUACACUCUGUACUUCUGGCUGUUCCAACCGCACAAAAGGCUGCGCCACUUUUUCUCGCGUCGCCUCUUCGACGACCAUAUGGUGGACAACAUUAAGACUGUUAGUAUGACGCAGUGGAAGAACUCGCAGCACCAGAUCCUAGUCGUCCAUGGGGCUGCCAUGGAGGAGGGCGAGGAUAGCUAUAUCACAUAUAUUAAAGUUCCUAAACUGGGUUGUUUGGAGUGCAAGAAACUCAACGACGACGGUCCAUAUUCCUUUUACAAUGCACACUGCCUGAACUGCCACUUGACUGUGCACACCAAAUACUCCUCGAGUGAAACGGAUCCGAAAUUCGAGCCGAAAAUCAAUCUGCUCUGUCCGGAACGCAUUCUGAUCAUCUCCAACGGAUUUAUGCACAUGCUGCGCAUCGAUGUUGACACAUCGGCCGUGAGCCCGGGCAGCAAUUACCUGCCCCAGCAGAACCUCAUCCUGCCCAGUCUUCAGGCGCAGCAGCAGUCGCAAUCGUUUUUGCUUCCCAAAGCUCUGUUGGCCAGCGAAGAGGAUCGCUCCUCGGCUGCUUUUACAGCCUCCGGAUCGGAGGCGGAGUCGGCCAACGAGCAGAGUGUCGUGGCUCGGAUCAUAGCCGACUUCAGUGACAUCGAAUCCGAGCAGAUCCAACGCUCAGGUCAUCCCUCUAACAACAACAACAACAACAAUGAGCUGCAAGCUGCGGCUAGUGUCUGCUGUUCGCCAAAGGCUUAUGAGAGACUCAUUUUCACGCCACACUGCAGUCCUACUGUGGUUACUAGCUUGAAUAGUAUGACUCUGCCGGAGACUACGCUGCCAGUAACCAAGCCUCUGGCCAACGAAGCUAGUCCACCACGGAGGCGCAAUCAGCGUAUAGUCACCAAGUUCCGCAAUGGCAUCACUACUAUAGACCUGCAGAGCUCGCCCAGUUCCAGUUCCAUGACGGACAAAUCAAAUGCUUAUGAGUUCUCAGAGGAUAAUGAGAAGUACGAGAAGAUCUCCACGUUCCGCAAGCGACGUCUGGCGGAGAAGAAGUACGAGUUCUCGGAGGACAACUCGGAAAACAUCAUACCCUUUACCAAAGUGCGAAUGGCAGGUCGUGCCUUCAAUGCCUCGACCGCCAGCUCCUCGGCUCGCAGCUUCCAUCGCUUUUCGCCCACGGCGCACUUCUUUCACAACUCGCCGUGCGCCUCACCGUCGUCUUCGCCCCAUCCCUCUCAAACGCCGCCGCAUCUGGGCUUCCGUUCGCCCCCUUCAAGCUCCAUGCUAAUGCGUUCGCCCAGCCGGAAUGCCAAUUCGGGUCAGCUCUUCAAUCAGAAAUCACCGCCAUUGUCACAAGCCACCCAGCAAAUGCUCAGUUACAAGCCAGUUGGUCCGCUGGGCGCUCUCUCCCCGCUGCAAGUGUCCUUGGCCAAGCGGUUCGAGAUCGGCGGUUCCAUGUCCCCAAAUGCUGGACUGUCAUUUCUUUCGCCCCGACGCGAUGAGCCGCGGAUUGUGGAGAUGCCAGUGCAGGGCGGUGUGAUGCCGGAGAAACCGGUGUGCACCAAGAAGCUGAGAAGACGCUAUGUGGAGGAGGACGAUGCAACCUCUGUCAUCACCAGCGAAGAGGAUGACUGCAUAUCGCCUGGCUACCACACCUCGCUGCCAAUGGAGGUGCACGGCUCCUGCUACUCGGAGAUGCAGAUGAUCUCACAGGCCUCGUAUCAGCGGCUGCGCUGCAGCAGCGUGGUCAUAACCCAGCACUCGUUCGACCUGGAAACCUUCACUUACUACGUGAUCAGUCUGCUGUGCCAAAAGCACCAGAAGAUCUACAACGUCUUCUACGACUGGGCAUACGAAGUGAUCAGCGUGUGCCCACUGAGUCAGACAAUCGGGUGCAUGCUGAUGGCCCAGUUCUCGGCGCGGGAUCAGCCGCUGGCCAUCUGCCUGCACUGCACCGGACGGAUGGACUGUGCGUUCCACAAAAGGCAGUACGAGUGUCGCAUCCUGUUCACCUGGAACAUGGAGAGCGGCCAGUGGCAGGUGCUAGACUAUGGCGAGCUGAAGGAGGUGCACGAGCAGUUCAGUGCGCUGAAGCGACCGGGCAAGGCUCGGCUCACGUUCGCCCAGACGGCAAGGAAGAUGGGCCAGGAAAUGGCUGACGGCUUGCGGCUCAGCUUGCCCGACUAUACCUCAAACCUGCGCGUGCACAACUCGGAUAUACGGAAGUCAAAGAUAUACAUAAGCGAUCUCGACAACAUGGUGGAGUUCCACUUGAAACGCACCCACCAUGAGACGCCUUAAACACAUUGAUAACUGGUAACUAAUAAUAGGAACUGUUCUGUUAUAGUAAAAGCUUGAGAAUUUAUAUUUUACUGAUUAAAUCAAUGUGUAAUUUGAUCAUUUACAUAAUUGAUAUUUCGAUAAAGAGAUAUAAAAUUUGACAGCUUUUACGUAAGGGACAGUCAAUUAUUUGACCAGUGUAAUUAGUUCGUUAAACUCGCUAUGGUUGCGUGAAUCUAGUUCAGUUCUAAACACAAAAACGUGUGCUGUAUUUAGUUUUUAGUUACCUUUACCUUACUUAGUGCAACGAAACGCUUUUUCAAAAGGUUGAAACGCGUCCUAAUUUCGACUGAAGUCAUUUAAGUAAUCUAAAAUUUAGUUUUAAGACCGGGAGCUCGACUCUCGCCCCGCUCAUACUUACACACACAAUACGGUACUUUUGAUAUUCGAGACAUCGAUUCAACUAUUAACUAUAAUAUAACUAUAACUAUAUUAGAUAGUUAGCAACACCUUUCGAACUGCGGUACUAGUAAUUAAAGUAUCGAUUUAGUUAGUGGCAAACCCCGUCCAAGGGGAAAAUAUACAAUUGUAAUCAAACAUGAAAAA